Molecule: messenger RNA, 2561 nt
Organism: Gymnodraco acuticeps
Lineage: Eukaryota; Metazoa; Chordata; Actinopteri; Perciformes; Bathydraconidae
Gene: il1rl1
Product: interleukin 1 receptor-like 1
Exons: 12
Coding region: 213-1856 (547 amino acids)
Biological process (GO): signal transduction
Molecular function (GO): interleukin-1 receptor activity
Source: RefSeq, a predicted model, not a curated record
AGAAAAAGGAAAAUGGGAGGAGAGAGGGAGGAGGAAUGGACACUGUGUAAUUUAUCAUUAUUUUAUUAUGUCAACGCCUCUCUUUCUGUGUUGCUUUUUCUUGCUCUCAUGGUGUUACUCACUCACACUUCUCACAGAGGCGACAUAAAACCAAGUAGAGGAGAAGAGUCUCACUGGAUCCACUCAAGUUUUCUCACACACGCUAUGAGAACAUGGACACUUCCCGACUUCUCCUCCUCGUUUACAUGGUGAUAACCACAUCUGAAUGUUCAGAGACAGCAGAGCCCGGAUGUGACCUUGACACAAUCCCUUACAACGUUCAUGAAGGGGAGGCGUUUAAGUGUGUGCAUGACAAUCUCGACCCUAACGUGCCUGAUGAAGAGAUCACAUGGUUCAAUAAUAACCAGACUGAGAUCACUGCUGACGAAAAUGAGACCGUGCAUUACCACGGUGGAUCUCUCUUUUUCUUAAACCUUCUCCCCGAGGACUCUGGAUUGUACAGCGCCCGGCAUAACACAUCAGCAGGGAAGUGUAGAAACUACAAAAUAAGAAUUAACGUCCACAAGAAAUUCGUCUACCAACCUAUCGUUAACUCUGACAUUGACAAAAAGGUCACAUGCCCAAAUCAUGUCCGCCGCACAUGUGCCACAUUGAUAGGAGAACUCACCUGGAACAAGGACAACAAGACCCUUCAUGGUCAAAAUGAAAAAACUCUUUGGGUUGCAAAUGCUAAUAAAACGGACGAGGGAAUCUACACCUGCGUUUGCACCUGGACACACAACGGCAAGAAGUACAACACUUCAGGACAUAGGAGUCUAACAGUUCAAGGAGACAAGGUGUCCUACCGUAAAUUAGAGAUCAUCUCACCGACCAACGAGGAGCAGCUUGCUGAUGAAGGUGUUGGGAUCAAGCUAUACUGCAAAGUUUACUGCGGGAUCAACAUGAAGCGUGACUGCAAUGCUUCCUGGGAAGCUAACGGAGUCUCUGUGGACAGGAUUGAAGGAUACAGUCAAGUUGUCAUCAAGGAGCCUUCAAUUAAUACCAUCUUCACUGCAGUCCUGACCAUCGAAAAAGUGUCUGCUAAGGAUUUUGCGGCUGAAUUUAAAUGUCUAGGCAUCGGCUCCUACGAAAAAUUGCAUGCUAACUUAAUCCUGAAGAGGAGAGAGUCUAUAAUCCCCCUGGUCACUAGUGGAGUGUGUGUGUUGUCGCUGUGUGUGUUUGCCGCCGUGCUGAUCAAGUGCUUCGCUAUCGACCUCGCUCUCUUUUUCAGACCAUUCCUCCCAAAAAGCAGUUACAAGAAAGAUUCGAGGGUGUACGAUGCCUACGUUGUGUACCAAACGCAGAGCAUGGACAAGGUCACUGAAGACUCCCUCUCUCAGUUCAUCACAAAGACUUUGCCCUCCGUCCUCGAGGGAAAGUGCGGGUAUCGACUGUUCAUCCACGGGAGGGACGACAUACCCGGGGAAGACCGCCUGGAGCUGGUGGAGGACCGCAUGCAGCAGAGCAGGAGGCUGAUGGUCCUCCUCACCCCGGGGUCAGGACCAGAGAGCAAGGAGGAGACUCUCACCCCGCCUCGAGACUCACUGAUAGGAGGAUUUGACUGUCAGGUGGGCCUCCAUCAUGCGCUCCUUCAGAGGGAGAUGAGUGUGAUCCUGAUCCAGCUGGGGGCCACGGGGCCUCAGGGAUACUCUCACCUCCCCGCUGGCCUGCAGCACCUGAUCCAGAAUAGCGCCCCCAUCAGGUGGCCCGAGGGGUCGCGAGGAGCCGCCGCCUCGAACUCACGCUUCUGGAAGAGAGUUCGAUACCUGAUGCCUGCCAUACCGGCCAGAAAACAUCCUCCGUCUGCCAUCAUCUGAGACCAGAGGAGUAGCUUUGGAUCUUCAUGUAAUGAUAGAUAUGCAUGAGCUCCUAAAAGAGACCAAACCAGUCCAAUCCUGUUUGUAAAAAAACUUUUCAGAAAGAAAUGUGUUAUUUUCACGAGUACUUUAACACAGGAAAAUAAUUUGAAUUGUAUUUGUUUUGGUCAACAGCAUACAGUACAGUUAUUCUAUCAGAGCAUGUAUCAAAAGUAGGUAAACGCAUCUUCGCUUUAUAGAAAAAUAGGUAGAGUAACAAUGUAAAUACUUGAAAAAGCAACUUCACAUAAUUUCUGUGACUGUUUGUGUGUUUUUUAUUUUAAAUGUAUUUAUUGUAUUUUGUGCAUCCCCUUUUAUUUCUACUGUAGUUACUGUAUUUUUAUGAAAAGAAAGCAACUGUGUUUGUAUACAGAACAGGUUGUUCUUUAAAAAUGUAUGAUUAGAACGUGGCAGGCUCCUCCGGUGUUGUUGAGAGCACAUUGAGAUGCUUUGGCAACAGAAACAAAAAGUAUAUAUACAGAGUAUAUACUAUUAAUAUGAGUAGCUGUUUUAGUUUUUUAUUAGUUUUUUUCUUCUGUUUGUUGGCUUAUUCCUAUAAAAGAAUGUCUCUAUUAAUUUAGAAGAUGCUCAUUGUUUCUUGUAUAAUGUCCAUUGUUAUGGAUAAGUGUAAUAAAGAAAGUGUUUUCCUUUGUGUUGGAGAAAUAA